Pisolithus orientalis is the source of this 567-nucleotide messenger RNA. RefSeq lists its product as uncharacterized. Lineage: Eukaryota; Fungi; Basidiomycota; Agaricomycetes; Boletales; Pisolithaceae. Gene Ontology annotation, biological process: steroid biosynthetic process. The transcript is spliced from 2 exons. The annotation marks the transcript as partial. Gene Ontology annotation, molecular function: 3-beta-hydroxy-Delta5-steroid dehydrogenase (NAD+) activity. The record is from RefSeq and is a predicted model, not a curated record.
GCAAGAGGAGAUGCCAUCUCCAUGUUGGAUAUCAUACAGAGACACCAUGAUGUCCUGUUUUGUAAGGGAGAUAUCACAGAUGAAUGGGAUGUGUCAGAUGUAUUGAAAGAGUCAGGCACCACAUGUAUUGUACAGACUGCCUCACCACAGGACAACACAGAAGACCCCUCCAUCUACUACAAGGUCAACAUCAAAGGCACCCAAGCCAUCACAGCUGGAGUCCAUAGACUCAUCUACAAGACAUUCAUGCCUGGAGACUGUCAAGUGAUGGCCAGCCUAUACCAAGCAUAUCAAUGCAGCCAAACCCACAUCCAGAUUGAUGACAACAACAAUCUGUUUGAUUAUAACAAUGUCAGGAAUGCCACACAAGUCCACCUACUCACAGUGGACAAACUUGUUCCUCCUCCCUCUUACUCCUCUACCAUGUUGGGCAAACCCAAACUAUACCCUGAAAAACUCAACAAGUCCCUACACUGCACUCCCCCUCCCAUAUAUGCCACUACUGAAUAUCAUCACAUGCCACCCAGCCCCACACAACCACUCAGUCCCUAUGUCACACCCCACCCA